Messenger RNA from Achroia grisella, 1205 nucleotides. RefSeq lists its product as uncharacterized. The transcript has 3 exons. The coding region runs from base 24 to 596 and encodes 190 amino acids. The record is from RefSeq and is a predicted model, not a curated record. Lineage: Eukaryota; Metazoa; Arthropoda; Insecta; Lepidoptera; Pyralidae.
GUCGCUUCCAAUACGUGCCCAGGAUGUGUGAUAAAACGGUGCUGAGAUCUUUGGUGUUGGUGGCGGCUAUGGCUUGCGUAGUCGCACGGCCAGAGCCUCCGACUUCCUACGGCGCGCCUUCUCAAUCUUACAGCGCUCCCUCAUCUUCAUAUGGCGCUCCAGCUCCUCAAUAUGGACCACCCCAGCAGCCGAUAGUCCAUAAGCAUGUAUACGUCCACGUGCCACCCCCAGAUAAUGAAUAUCCAGCGGCUCGUAAACCUAUACAUGUGCCUCCUCCACAGAAACACUACAAGAUUGUGUUCAUUAAGGCGCCCACACCACCUACGCCAACUGCCCCUGUUAUUCCAUUGCAGCCUCAAAACGAAGAGAAGACCCUUGUCUACGUUUUGGUGAAGAAACCAGAGGAACAACCAGAAAUUGUGAUCCCGACACCGGCUCCUACUCAACCCGCUAAACCUGAAGUUUACUUCAUCAGAUACAAAACACAGAAACAAGAGGGAUAUCCAGCUGCUGCACCCCCAUCAGGAGAGUAUGGUGCUCCCGCAUCGGCUCCUUCUUCCGAAUACGGUGCUCCAUCUGGCGGAAGCUCAUACUAAAAUGGACUUUUUGACAUAAUUUCGUGAUCCUUUCCUCUUAAAUAUCUACCAAAAAAUUGUAGAUUUUUACUAAGUCUAAGCAUAAUUACAAUAUUAUUCGCUGUAAAUAUAAUAUUUGAUUGCCUCAGUAUUAGGGUCGUCGUUCAUUUUACUAUCGGUGAUGAUUACAUAAUAUACGCAAUUAUAAUCAACUACUCAUAAAAUGGUCAUAAUAGGUGUAAACUUUACUACGUUUUGCGCUAUUACUUUCACUGGCGGUAGAUACAUCUAUAUGUAUUAGAUAGUCCCUAGCCGAAAAAGAUUUAUGAGAUAGAAGAGUAAGUACAAAUUUAGUGCUUUGUUUGAUUGGUUUGGAUUUACUAUAAGAUUAAUGAGUAACUUUAUGAAUGCAUAUUCGUAUUUUAAUAUUCGCACAAUUUAACAACAAGCAUAGAAUUUGAUAUUCUAUCCGUAUUUUUUUCAAUGUGAGAUAGAAUUACCUAGUGUCCUGUGAAAACAUAAUAUAAUACCUUCCUAAAUUCAUUCUACUGGUGCUCAAUGGAUAGAUAUUAAAGAGUGCGAAAGGGUGCGGUGACCGCUGGCAUUGUGAUAAUAUGCACUGUGCUGCAA